AGUCUAUAAUCCUAUAUAGCUUAUAACCUAUUGACUAUGGUCUACAGCCUAUGGAUUAUGGUCUAUUGCCUAUAGACUAUGGCAAAGGCGAUAAGCUGUAUUUGACGACGAUAAGCAAAACGACGACAUCGUCGAAGGACGUGGCAAGGGACGAGGAUUGGCAUUGCAAGGGGAACGUAGUUGAGUCAGGAGGCGCAACAGAGCAGGAAGAAGAAGAGGAAGAGGAAGAAGAAGAAGAGGAGGAGAAGGAGGAGGAGGAGAAGGAGGAGGAAGAGAAGAGUGUGGAGUUGAAGAAAGAGAAGAAAGAGAAGAACAAGAAGAAGAAGAAGAAGAGUGAAAACAGUCGCACAGUCUGUGAAGAGGCGAAGGAUUGGAAGGGGAUGAGGUCGGGAAAGGAGAGGAAGGAGAAGAAGGGGAGGAAAUUGCGUGGAGGAGGAGGAGAGUAUGCACUGGGCGGAAGAGUAGAGUCUCAAGAAGAAGAAGAAGAAGAAGAAGAAGAAGAAGAAGAGGAAGGAGGAGGAGAGGAAAGAGGAUAUUAUGUGGGAGGAGGAGAAGGAGGUGUUGGUGAAGGAGAAGAGGGUGGAGGAGAGGAGAUAGGAGUGGUCGAAGAAGCAGGAGGAGGAGUUGGGCAAAAAUCUUCUCCUUCGUCGGCCUCUCCUUCUUCUUCUCCCUCUUGCUCCUCUUCCUCCUCUUUCUCCUAUUCUUCCUCUUCGUUUCGUUGUUCUUCCUCUUCCUCUUCUUCUUCUUCUUCUUCCUCUGCUUCUUGGAUGCCGGCCAGGACGCAGAGGAUGGAGAGGAAGCCGAGGAUGCAGAGGAAGGAGAGUACAGAGAGAAAGGAGAGUAAAGAGAGGAAGGAGAGUAAAGAGAGAGGAAGUUGUGCAACCGACGGCCAAACGACGACGAGACGAAGGAAGAGCAACUGUCUGUCGUCUGGUGGAACUAUGAUCUCCUCCGCCCAAAAGCGUUACUACACGUGUGGCAUGUGUGGUGCUUCUUUUCGAAAGCCGGCGUAUUUGCUUAACCAUCAACGGAAGCACACUGGAGAGAAACCAUUCCUCUGUCCAAUUGAAGGAUGUGACCGAAGCUACAAGAGGUCUGAUCACCUUAACCGCCAUCUACGAUCCUGUCACGAGUACGGAGAGUCCUCAUUCUCAUGUCCGUAUCCCGACUGCAAAGUGACCUGUGCUUACCGCUCCAACCUCAUACGGCAUAUCAAGAACCAGCAUCCUUCUUCAAAGGGAUCACCCAUGGAGGGAGGAGGAGGAGGAGGAGGAGGAGGAGGAGGAGGAGGAGGAGGAGGAGAGGAGGGGAAUGGAGAAUCAAACAAGCAGAAGAGGAGGAGGAAGGAAGAUGAAGAAGUAUGCAACAAGCGGCGGGGCAUGUCCUCCUCACAGCGAGCUCAGGAGGAGGAGGAGGAGGAGGAGGAGGAGGAGGAGGAGGAGGUGGGAAGACAGGGAGGAGGAGCAGAGGGAAUGGGAGAAGAGAACAUGCUGAAGAGGAGGAGAAAAGCGGAGGAAACAGGGAUGAAGAGGAAACGCCGCCGCAAAGACUCUAUAUCAACUGAGAACAAGCAGGAGCUGAAAGAAGAAGAAGAAGAAGAAGAAGAAGAAGAAGAAGAAGAAGAAGAAGAAGAAGAUGAUGAUGAUGAAGUGCGCAGGCGCGUAAAAGACUAUAUCAUGGAUCGCACCGGCAUUGUGGGUGGGUGCUUAGUGUUGUUCCCUAAUCCUAGCCGUCGAAGAUUACAUCAACUUGACACGCUUGCUGCCACGUAUGCAUCUUGUAUCUGUGCUGCAGAGGGCUGUGGCAUGAAGUUUCCCGAUCCGCGAACACUCAGUGAACAUUGUCGGAACACUCAUCGACAUGUCAAAUGUUCUGUUUGCUCAAUUCAGAUAACCAGAGCGAAGUACAAGGCCCAUUUGAGAACCCAUAACCUCGACAGACCCAGACAUGCAUGCACAUAUGAAGAUUGCAAACGUUCUUUCUCCAAUGGCAGCAAUCUUGCCACUCACAUCCGCAGCUACCAUCUUCGGACCUACGAGGUCGUCUGUCCCCUUUGCUCAAAAACUCUGAGAGAUCGCCGAACUCUCGAGCGACAUCUGGGCGCUGUCCACUCUUCUCCGCGCGAUGCUGAGAAGAAAGAAGGAAGGGAGCGGACGCGCAAAGAGGUUCCUUUCGACUUCAUAGAGACUCUGGCCACGGGGAAGACGUGUCUGCAGAAGGCUGAUGCUGACAGCGAACCGAAGAAAUCCAAAAGAACAAAAAAAACGAAAUCGAAAACCAGGACUUGAACACAGUGACCCCUUGCAGAUAUAGGUCUGUUGUUCUCUUCUCCUGCUGGUUCUGUGUGCGUGGGUGUUUGUGUGGGAGUCUUUUGUGUACGGUGUGUAUGUGCACUUUCCCCUGGCUCUGUUUGUUUUGCCCGUGUGUUUGUCCAUUGCUGUGAUGUCUGUCUGUUUACGGUGGGGGGCGGGCGUUUGUGUGGGAGUCUUUUGUGUACGGUGGGGGGCGGGCAGGGAAAGGCGUGUACGUGCAUCCUCCCCUGGCGCUGUUUGUUUUGGCAUUGUGUCCACAAUAUGUUUAUGUAUUGCUGUGGUGCAUCUGCUUACCUCUGUCCACCAUUCGCCUGUCAUAGCUCUUU
Molecule: messenger RNA, 2638 nt
Organism: Chara braunii
Lineage: Eukaryota; Viridiplantae; Streptophyta; Charophyceae; Charales; Characeae
Source: the annotation of a GenBank genome assembly